Molecule: messenger RNA, 2343 nt
Organism: Colletotrichum higginsianum IMI 349063
Lineage: Eukaryota; Fungi; Ascomycota; Sordariomycetes; Glomerellales; Glomerellaceae
Product: Mucoidy inhibitor-like protein
Exons: 2
Coding region: 1-2343 (780 amino acids)
Source: RefSeq, a predicted model, not a curated record
AUGGAUGUCAUUCACCAUAAAGAGUACCAUGUUCGCAACCUGUCCACCAGAUCCGUUACCCUCUCUCCCAGCAGGGCUCAGAUCGUUCGAGAGCUCAAGAGCCUCCCUCUGAGUCCUGGAACCAAUGAGAUCACCAUCAUAGGCCUGACCCCGACGGUCGACGAGUCUACAAUCAAGGUCGAUGGCACUGGCUCUGCCGUCAUCACCGACAUUGCGGUGGAACUGCUGCCCAACCGCGACAUCUUCGAAGACAUAUACCCGGACUCGAGCGAUGACGCGUCAGAUGCCGAGUCUGAUCACGACGAGAAUGUCGACGAGCCGCCAGAGUUGCCGGAGCUCAGCAACCUGCGUUCCCGGCUGCGGCAGCUCCGAGACGAGGAGCGCCGGUCCAAAGAAUUCGUCGAAAGCGCCGCCAGCCGCCUCAAGAUCCUCGAUGCUUAUGGAAAGUCGCUCGACCGCAAGAAGAGCAUUGACAUAGUCGAGAGCAUCGAAACCUACCGGACAGAGCGGGAGAGGAUCUUUCAAGAUCACGCGGCGGGACUGGCCCAGGGCCAGGCGAACGCGAAGCUCUUGAGCGCUGCUCUCAAGGAAGAAAGCCGCCUCAUGAAGAAACAGGAGAGGGAGGCGGUCGAGGCUGCUCGCGAGAGAGAAAGGGCCCGUAAGGAGAGGGCCAAGGAGAAGCAGAAAGACGCGAAGAGGAGAGAGGAGCGCCGGAGGGAAAAGGAACGCAUUCGAAAGGAGCGCGAGAGCUUCUGGCCAAGGGUGUGCUACUCCGUUCGAGUCACCCUCGAAGCGGCCACCCUGACGCCCAUGUCUUCCCGCCGGACUUCAGUCUCGAGCGACACCGUCCAAGCCUUUGCCGCAACAACAAGCAAGUCGAGUGAAGGAUCGGAGCUUCUAUGCGACCUCUCCCUCUCGUACGUCACCUCGGCCGCCUCCUGGUCCCCGAGCUACGAUCUCCAGCUCUUCACGACGAACAACAGCGGCACGCUCUGCUACGACGCCCGCAUCACCAACGAGACCUCCGAGACCUGGAGCAACUGCAAGGUCAUCCUCUCGACCUCCCAGGCCCUGUUCUCCGGGCUCGAGAACAGCAUCCCGACCCUGAAGCCCUGGAACAUCAAGCUCGCCCCGAAGAACGGCCAGGGGAGCGACAUCCUCGACAGCGCCGAGGAGCGGCUGCAACGAAGAGGCUGGUGGAGCGUCCAGCAGCGGGCGGCCCAGACCUCGAAGCCUCGUUCACAGCUGUUCGGUGUCGACAAUUCCGUCCUUGCCACCUCGUCUGAGGCUCUCAGCUCGUACCAGAGCGGCUUGAUGCUGCUCGAGCAGCAGAACAAGGGCAGAUUGGUCAUGCAACAGCUGGAACAGCAACGACAACAGCAGCAGCAACAACAACAGCAAUCGAUGCCGCCACAAAUGCUAAAGGAGUCAGCGCCGGGCGGACGCGGCUCCUUUGCGUUCGGCGCCUCCAUGUCCCAGGCUGCGCCGAAGGCAUCACGCAAGAUGUCCGCCUUUACGGCGAAGCAGGACAGCGAAAACGAAGACUACAGAAGACAGGAAGAACAGAACACCAUGGAGUGGCCGGUCAUGCCGAGCCUGGACGAGAACGUCGACUUCCAGGAGUCGACCGUGGAAGAGACGGGCUUCACCACGACCUACGACCUCCCCGGCACCAAGACGCUCCCUCCUCGCCCGACCCCGUCCAAGCAGCGAGUCGCGCGCGUCGGCUUCUCCAACAUAGUCUUCAGCCACACGGUCGUCGCCAAGUACAAGCCCGUCGCCUACCUCAAAGCCAAGAUCCGCAACAACAGCCGGCUCACGCUCCUCCGGGGCGAGACGGGCCUCACCCUCGACGGCACCUUCUUGGGCCGCGCCCGACUGCCCCUAUGCAGUGACGGCGACAUGUUCUCCCUCGGCCUCGGCGUCGAUCCGGCGAUCAAGGUCAACUACCCCAAGGUCGACGUGCGGCGGACCACGACGGGGCUCUUCUCCAAGGAGAACAGCUCCGUGUACACGCGCAGCAUCACCGUCGCCAAUACCCGCGCGGCGGCCGGCAAGCCCGUGUCUCUGUUCGUCCUCGACCAGGUGCCGGUAUCCGAGGACGAGCGGCUCAAGGUCGACGUGCUGGCGCCCAAGGGGCUCGUGGUCAACGGCGCCAGCGUGGCCACCGGACGGCCGGCUCGCGAGGGCAAGGACGACGCCGACUGGGGCAAGGCGACGGCUUUGUUGAGAAAGGGGGGGCAGGUCGACUGGCAGGUGACGCUCAAUGCGGGCAAGGCUGUGAAGCUUGGCUUGGAGUACGUCGUUGCGCUGCCAUCCGGCGACUCUGCUGUUGAGUGUUAG